This is a messenger RNA of Marchantia polymorpha subsp. ruderalis, 13875 nucleotides long. Lineage: Eukaryota; Viridiplantae; Streptophyta; Marchantiopsida; Marchantiales; Marchantiaceae. The record is from the annotation of a GenBank genome assembly.
AAUCUUGGAAUCAGUACUGUACUCUGUACUCUAGUGGACAGUCCUGUACCGUAGCUUCAGGUGAAUGUCCGAAUCAGUGCCACGAAAGUCAACUGAGCGAAUGCUUUCUAGAUAUCGAGACCGCCGUCGGUCCUCUUCGUGUACCGAAAGCGGGCAUGCAAGGGCCAGAAGAGGUCAGAGCAUUCUUCAGAUCGGGUCCAAACGCGGAAUUGAUUACAAUCCGCGUAGUCUGGGAGCAGCCUGAUCGUCGUGCCAGAAGUUCUACCUGCACCGGUCUCGUCACAUGUCCAAGAAGAAGGUGAGCAGUGGAUCGAAAGGCUGCGGAUCUCGCAAGCAGACGGAGAGAUCGAGGUUAGUCGAUGUUCAAACGGCGAUUGACCAUCAUCUUCGUUUUCCAGUCGAAAAAGUGUUGAAGUUCGGGGUUGUUCUCGCAGCCGGAAUUCUUGUGAGAAACGUGCACUUCGAAAUACGCACGAAUGUGAUCGUUACAGCGGACGAGAACAUUCGUGGAUGAUGAGCUGGGGAUCCCUUUGUUUCCACCGAAGAGCCGUGCUCGAGAAGGAAGUGCUGGUGUCAGCGUAAAAGUCUCCAGGCCUCCGGUUGUGAAAAUCCAGCGCAUCAACGAUCUAUUCAACACACUACAACCACGGUCAUGGAAGAGUUCGGAAAAGAACUGGACCCACUGUCUGGAGUGUCAGGGAAGGAAGAGCUAAGAAUUUUGCAAUUUUUUGGAAGUCCCAGUACCCUGGAAGCCUUGGUCUCUCCUCUUUCAGGUCUCGACAUAAAUGCUGCUAAAUAUGAUUUCCUGACGCUGUUAUCCUCACGACCAAAUAUUGUCAAUACGAAUGAGGAGUACGAGACACGGCGCACAGCUCUAAUGGUCGCUUCAAGUACUGGAUAUACCAAAGCGGUGGAGCUUCUGAUCCAUCAUAAAGCAGAUAUAUUUAUAAUUGAUGCUGAAGGUUUAAGUUGCUUGCACCUCGCUGUCGCGGGAGGUCACUUGGAUGUUGUCCGGGUAUUACUCAACACAAUGGAGGCUUCCUACUCCACUCGAACUUUCGUAGAUUUGGAGACUACAGAAGGAGACACGGCCUUGAUGCUUGCAUGCAAGGAAGGACACUUGGAGAUUUCAAAGUUGCUGAUAGAGAAAAAUGCAAAUAUGGAAGUUUCAGCGCACGGAUGGAACUGUUUACACUUUUCUGCAAGAUACGGCCACCACGAGGUUUCAUUUUUGAUGCUUGAAUCUUGUCGCAAUCUAAUUGAUUCUGCAAUUCGAGGUAAAGAAAGCCUAUCCUCCAUGUUGGGGUUUACUUCUUUGAUGCUGGCGAGUAAAUUUGGACAUCAUGAUGUCGUAAAGUUGUUGUUAGAACACAAAGCCAGUGUGAUGAUGACCAGCAAAGAAGGAUGGAAUUGUUUACACUAUGCCGCAAGAUGGGGUCAUUUUGAAGUGUCAAAGUUGAUACUUGAAGCUUGUCCAAAAAUCAUAAAUUAUGGAACAAUAAGGAGUAAAGGCUCAGCCGAUGUAGAACAUAUGGACUCAAAUUUAACACCAUUGAUGUUGGCUUGUCAGUACGGACAUGAAAGAAUUGUAGAGCUUUUGUUAGAACACAAGGCGGAUGUGAGGAUGAGGACUGAGUUGGGAUGGAAUUGUCUGCACUAUGCUGGAAGAUGGGGUCAUUUUGAGGUGUCGAGAUUGAUAAUCAAAGCGUGCGCAGAAAUGAUUAAUGAUCGUACAGAGAACGGCAAUCUGGGUGAGGUCAGAACAACAUUGAUGUUGGCUUGUGAGAAUGGACAUGAGGAUGUUGUAAAGCUUCUGCUGGAACACAAGGCUGAUGUGAUGAUUUUCAGUGACUUUGGAUGGAACUGUUUCCACUAUGCUGCAAGAUGGGGUGGUUUUGAGGUGUCAAAGUUGAUAAUUGAAGCUUGUGUAGUUAUCAUAAACAUAGGUACUUUGGGGACUAAUAGUAGUAGUAGUAGUAGAAGCAGCAGUAGUAGUGUUCUUCAAGGAUCUACUCCUGAUAAAAAUGUGAUGAAUGAAACUGGACUUAUGCUGGCAUGUGAGUCCGGAAAUGAGCAAGUUGUAAGGCUUUUAUUAGCUCAUAAGGCCGAUGUGAUGGUAUACAGCGAAUGUGGACGGAACUGUUUGCACUAUGCUGCAAGAUGGGGUCAUUCUGAGGUGUCAAGUUUGUUAAUUCAAGAAUUUCCACAACUCAGAGACAGUACUAUCAGAGGUGCCGCCAAGUGCCCACCGAAUGAUUGCGGCAAAACAGCAUUGAUGCUGGCGAGUCAAUUUGGACAUGAUGAUGUCGUUAAGUCGUUGUUAGAACACAAAGCCAGUGUGCUGAUGACCAGCGAAGCAGGAUUGAAUUGUUUACACUAUGCCGCAAGAUGGGGUCAUUUUGAGGUGUCAAAGUUGAUAAUUGAAGCUUGUCCAGAAAUCAUAAAUGAUGGAACAAUGAGGACUAAAAUCACAGCCGAUUUAGAGUUUGACGUCUCAAAUGAAACACCAUUGAUGUUGGCUUGUUUGUAUGGACAUGAGGAUGUUGUAAAGCUUCUGCUGGAACACAAGGCUGAUGUGAUGGUAUACAGCGAAAGUGGACGGAACUGUUUGCACUAUGCUGCGGAAAGUGGUCAUUCUGAGGUGUCAAGUUUGUUAAUUCAAGAAUUUCCACAACUCAGAGACAGUACUAUCAGAGGUGCCGCCAAGUGCCCACCGAAUGAUUGCGGCAAAACAGCAUUGAUGCUGGCGAGUCAAUCUGGACAUCAUGAUGUCGUUAAGUCGUUGUUAGAACACAAAGCCAGUGUGAUGAUGACCAGCGAAGCAGGAUUGAAUUGUUUACACUAUGCCGCAAGAUCGGGUCAUUUUGAGGUGUCAAAGUUGAUACUUGAAGCUUGUCCAGAAAUCAUAAAUGAUGGAACAAUGAGGACUAAAAUCACAGCCGAUUUAGAGUAUGACGUCUCAAAUGAAACACCAUUGAUGUUGGCUUGUUUGUAUGGACAUGAGGAUGUUGUAAAGCUUCUGCUGGAACACAAGGCUGAUGUGAUGGUAUACAGCGAAAGUGGACGGAACUGUUUGCACUAUGCUGCAAGAUGGGGUCAUUCUGAGGUGUCAAGUUUGUUAAUUCAAGAAUUUCCACAACUCAGAGACAGUACUAUCAGAGGUGCCGCCAAGUGCCCACCGAAUGAUUGCGGCAAAACAGCAUUGAUGCUGGCGAGUCAAUCUGGACAUCAUGAUGUCGUUAAGUCGUUGUUAGAACACAAAGCCAGUGUGAUGAUGACCAGCGAAGCAGGAUUGAAUUGUUUACACUAUGCCGCAAGAUCGGGUCAUUUUGAGGUGUCAAAGUUGAUACUUGAAGCUUGUCCAGAAAUCAUAAAUUAUGGAACAAUAAGGAGUAAAGGCUCAGACGAUUUAGAAUAUAUGGACUCAAAUUUAACACCAUUGAUGUUGGCUUGUCGGGACGGACAUGAACGAAUUGUAGAGCUUUUGUUAAAACACAAGGCGGAUGUGAGGAUGAGGACUGAGUUGGGAUGGAAUUGUCUGCACUAUGCUGGAAGAUGUGGUCAUUUUGAGGUGUCGAGAUUGAUAAUCAAAGCGUGCGCAGAAAUGAUUAAUGAUCGUACAGAGAACGGCAAUCUGGGAGGGGGUAGAACAACAUUGAUGUUGGCUUGUGAGAAUGGACAUGAGGAUGUUGUAAAGCUUCUGCUGGAACACAAGGCUGAUGUGAUGAUUUUUAGUGACUAUGGAUGGAACUGUUUCCACCAUGCUGCAGAAAGGGGUCAUUCUGAGGUGUCAAGUUUGUUAAUUCAAGAAUUUCCACAACUCAGAGACAGUACUACCAGAGUUGCCGCCAAGUGCCCACCGGAUGAUUCCGGCAAAACAGCAUUGAUGCUGGCGAGUCAAUCUGGACAGCAUGAUGUCGUAAAGUUGUUGUUAGAACACAAAGCCAGUGUGAUGAUGACCAGCGAAGAAGGAUGGAAUUGUUUACACUAUGCCGCAAGAUCGGGUCAUUUUGAGGUGUCAAAGUUGAUACUUGAAGCUUGUCCAGAAAUCAUAAAUUAUGGAACAAUAAGGAGUAAAGGCUCAGACGAUUUAGAAUAUAUGGACUCAAAUUUAACACCAUUGAUGUUGGCUUGUCAUGACUAUGGAUGGAACUGUUUCCACUAUGGUGCACGAAAUGGUCAUUUUGAGGUGUCAAAGUUGAUACUUGAAGCUUGUCCAGAGAUCAUAAACAGAGGGACUCUGGGUGGUGAUAUUAUUAAUAGUAGAAGUAGCAGUAGUAGUACUCCUCAAAGAUCAACUCCUGUUGUGAAUGCCAAGAAUAAAACUGGACUUAUGCUGGCAUGUGAGAACGGACAUGAGCAAGUUGUAAGGCUUUUAUUAGCUCAUAAGGCCAAUGUGAUGGUAUACAGCGAAAGUGGACGGAACUGUUUGCAUUAUGCUGCAGAAAGGGGUCAUUCUGAGGUGUCAAGUUUGUUAAUUCAAGAAUUUCCACAACUCAGAGACAGUACUACCAGAUUUGCCGCCAAGUGCCCACCGGAUGAUUCCGGCAAAACAGCAUUGAUGCUAGCUUCGCAAUAUGGGAAGGUGGAAGUGUUGUUGAUUGAACACAAAGCCAGUGUGAUGAUGACCAGCGAAGAAGGAUGGAAUUGUUUACACUAUGCCGCAAGAUGGGGUCAUUUUGAAGUGUCAAAGUUGAUAAUUGAAGCUUGUCCAGAAAUCAUAAAUGAUGGAACAAUGAGGACUAAAAUCACAGCCGAUUUAGAAUAUAUGAACUCAAAUAAAACACCAUUGAUGAUUGCUUGUCGGUACGGACAUGAACGAGUUGUAGAGCUUUUGUUAGAACACAAGGCGGAUGUGAGGAUGAGGGAUGAGUGUGGAUGGAAUUGUCUGCACUAUGCUGGAAGAUGGGGUGGUUUUGAGGUGUCAAAGUUGAUAGUUGAAGCUUGUCCAGAAAUCAUAAAUUAUGGAACAAAAAGGAGUAAAGGCUCAGCCGAUUUAAAUACUAUGGACUUAAAUAAAACACCAUUGAUGUUGGCUUGUCUGAAUGGACGUGAGGAUGUUGUAAAGCUUCUGCUGGAACACAAGGCUGAUGUGAUGAUUUUCAAUGACUCUGGAUGUAACUGUUUCCACUAUGCUGCAUCAUGGGGUAGAUUUGAGGUGUCAAAGUUGAUAAUUGAAGCUUGUCCAGAAAUCAUAAACAUAGGUACUUUGGGGACUAAUAGUAGUAUUAGUAGUAGCAGCAGUAGUAGUAUUCCUCAAGGAUCUACUCCUGUUGUGAAGGUCAAGAUUGAGAAGAAUAUAACUGGACUUAUGCUGGCAUGUGAGUCCGGAAAUGAGCAAGUUGUAAGGCUUUUAUUAGCUCAUAAGGCCGAUGUGAUGGUAUACUGCGAAAAUGGACGGAACUGUUUGCACUAUGCUGCAGAAAGGGGUCAUUCUGAGGUGUCCAGUUUGUUAAUUCAAGAAUUUCCACAACUCAGAGACAGUACUACCAGAGGUGCCGCCAAAUGCCCACCGAAUGAUUCCGGCAAAACAGCAUUGAUGCUAGCUUCGCAAUAUGGGAAGGUGGAAGUGGUGAGGACUUUGCUCUCUCACAAAGCAGACGUAAUGCUUCGUAGUGAAGAAGGAUGCGAUGUUUUGCUAUAUGCUGCAAGAUCAGAUGAUUUAAAAGUGUUGGAGUUGAUUAUUGAAGCGGUUGUAAAAUCUGUUGUCGACGCGAAUUCGCCAUGGUGGCAAAGGACAUUAAUAUGGGCAUCAGAAAUAGGUCACCUGAGUGUUGUAGGCAUGCUGCUGAAAUACAAGAUAGAUGUGACGCUCCAAAAUGGAGAUGGGCACAACUGUCUUCAUCUCGCUGCCAAAAAUAGUCAUUUUCAGUUCUUGGAGGUGAUUCUUGCGAAGGAUACUGAAGGUUUCGUGAAUAGUACAACAAGCGCAGGUGAAACAUCAUUAAUGUUAGCAGCUCAGAAUGGAGACGUGGAAGUUGCAAAGAUCUUGCUAAAAUACAACGCGAGUGUGCUCGAGUGCAAUGAAAAUGGUUGGAACUGUCUACACUUUGCUGCGUCCCAGGGUAAAAUAAAGGUGAUGCUCGAGAUUCUCAACCAUCCUGAUCUGGAGAAGCUAGUAGAUAGUAAAACAAAAGCAGGCCGCACUGCAUUGAUACUUGCUGCUGAGAAUGGAUAUGCAGAUGUUGUUAAGCUUCUUAUACAUAAGAACUGUAAUGAACUCCUUUGCGAUGAUGAAGGAUUCAGUUGCUUGCAUGUGGCUGCAAAGCAUGGUCAUCUUGAGGUCCUGAGUCACCUUCUUUCGGAAGAAGGUGACCAAGAUUACUGGGAUAGGGAACGCUUCUCGGUAGGAGACAUAGAGAGUAAGAUUCGUAGGUUGGAUCCAAACAGUCUCCUUCUUACGUCCAAACGUCUGGAACUUAUGGAGGUAAGAAGCUGCUUCGAGCGGCUCACAGCCCUCCACAUGGCUGGCAUUAGCCACCGUACUGCGAUAGUUUCGUUUUUGGAGAGAACGUAUUACACUUUAGCUCUUAGGUCUAGACGUUUCCUGCUGGAUCCUGUGACCACGUUCAUUUGUUACGAAGCCCAAUCAUUAAAUAUUGUCAACCUUAGAGUUGACGAUUUCUUCUAUGGGAGCGCUUUAUCUGCUACUACACAGUUGGAGUACUCCCAGUUGUUGGAGUACUUCCGAGCUUCACGAAAGAAGUUCAUGGAACCUGUGAGAGGACUUGUUAGAUGUGCCGAGUCGGAGGCGAGGAAUGGUUUGGAAGAAAAUUGGCGUCAAUUUCUAGGCAGAAACCAUGAAGUUGUGGACUUUGUGGCGGAUAAGGCUGAUUAUGAUGGGUUGUCAACCUCCAAUCUCCUUGAUUUAUCAGGAAUGGUAGAGGCGAACCUAGCUGUCGUCCGAUAUGUCAAUGCCAGGGAUAUCACAGGGCGGACAGCUUUGCAUUACCUCGCAGCAACUUGUGAUUGUGAACACCUAAAGGAGAUAGACGGUUGCAGGAUGGCUUUUCAGAACGUCCUUGGAACACCGUUUUAUGAUGUAGUUGCUGCUGAUUGGCGAGGCUAUACACCUUUACAUCUCGCAGCUUAUAACAAAAACUCGGAUGUUAUUAAAAUGUUCGUGACUUCGACGUGUAGUAGCGAAGAAAAGAGACUCAUGUAUAAUUCCAAAGGAGCCAGAAUCAUGAACGUAGAAGACGAACUGCGGGAAGCCGGCGUCGCAGAUUGCCGAUUCUACCAGCCAAAAAAUGGACACAUACACAAGUGUCUUUGGCAAGAGGAACGUGAUGGAAUAAUUCCUCUACACUAUGCUGUAGAGAAAUACUACCCAGAUUAUGGUGAUGUUGUGGAAAGCUUGGUGAAGGCUAGCAGACUGAACCUCAUAACUAAAACGUCCAAUUUAGAUUCACCAUUUACCAUAGCAAUGUCUCAAGGAGCUCAUCUCUACGAUUCAGGAGGAAAUAAAAAUGGAAUGUCAAGGGAUAACAUUUUGAGUCCAGGUCGUCAACAUGCUACGAAACCUUCGAACAUGAACAUCAAAUGUCAAGGUAAUCAACUUUCCAUGUUCAAAAGCCUUGAAAAGGAGGCGAUCCUUUGCAUAGAUGACCCUAAUGUAACUAAGGAAGACCGAAAUAGUUUAUGGGUUGAACUUAUAUGGUCAAUGAGGGAAAUUCUUGAAGAGAAACAGAUCGAUGUAGACAAGCGACGUAAAAUGCUGACAGACAUGAAUGAGUUAGGUCAUUGUGGGGGUCUGACUAUUUUGCAUUAUGCUGCUUUCAGGGGGCUUCUUGAUGAGCUUCAAGACCUCCUGAGAGUUCGAGAACUUCGAGAGAUGGUCGAUUGUCCAUGCACUGUCAGUGGACAAACUAUGAUGCAUUUUGCCGUUAUCGAGAAACACACAGAAGUUGUGAACUGGCUACGCAAGGAAUCAUUUGGGAGGCUAGAUGAAGAAGAUAAACUAGGGCGGACUCCUUACGAGCUGCUCUUAGAAGUAUUGAUUGCAUCUUCGUCCCCUGAACUGAAGACUUGUGAAGCAUCUCUGCGGGGCGAGAAGACAAUAAUAAACUAUAUUGAGAAACAAUAUCGAGAUCGACAAAUUCACGUCGAUGCUGGAAACACAGCCCUUGUAGGAGCUGCAUUAAUUGCAAGUGUCACCUUCGCAGGAUGGCUUCAGCCCCCACUGGGCUACACGGAGUACCAACAGUAUACAUUUCCCGACUCUAACAAUCCUGAGUCUUUUGCUGCAGUCCAGCAAUACAGCAGUGUCGAAGUGUUUUGGGUGCUCAAUAGUUUGUCCUUUUUCUUCGCUGUGGCAACAGUUGUUUGCGGAGCGAGAGCAGUGCUACCUGCUUCUUCAACUGUCUUCAUUGCCAAAGAAGUGAGGCUCAUCCGAAAUUGGCUUGUAACAACAUCUAUCCUGCUGGUCAUUUCUAUUAUUUGUGUAUUGGGUGCUUUUGGAGCCGCUGGUUUUGCUGGUUUGCCACCAGAUUCCAAAUAUCAGACCAGCAUGACAAUCACUUCAUUAGUUGGAGGUUCGACUUGUGCAGUUUUUCUUUUCUGUUAUUUUCUCCGACUUAACGAAAUCAAACAUUGGUUUCCCUCAUUUGAUGGUCAGUCUAUCAAAUUGUGGUUGACUGGAGGACAGCGAGAACUAGGCUCAUCUGAGACGUCUAGGAAAUCAGGUAAGUCAGUUGAGACCAAAUUCUACGCUCUUAGAACUGCAAAACGUCGGUGGAUAAACCUUUGGGGCUUGAUGUGAACCAGGGCGUAGAUCUCGUCUUUCAAACUUGGAAGACCAGAAUAAGAUUUUUCCUUUUCAGGUUUGCGGUGAGGAUACCUGUUCCAGUAUUAUGCACUGGUUUUGACACUUGAUUGGCUCGCUCUUCAGACUUAGGUUUUGUGGUUAGUAACAUAUUCAUAAUUCACAUACUUUCUCCAGACUUUAUUUCUGCGUUAUCUCAGAUUUUGUUUUGAACGUGGCCUCGAGUAAUGUUUAAUCCGGUUAAACUUUGCUUUGCUUCGGAUACUUCUUGGUAGAAACUGUGGAGACUUGGAGCGAGGUAGAAAAAUUUCUCUACCUACAUCAAGAAAUUUUCGAAAAAAGAAGGAUUGUUGCCGAGUGACAUGUGAGGAAACUAAAUCUUUAGACAUGAAUAUGUCAGGAUAGCGCGGUAGAUGGGAGAGAUGUGGACGAUCCGAUCAUAAUAAAUGUGAAUUUGUGGGGAGGAUGUGGAUUGGGUAUGCUGGUGACAGUACUUUUUAAGAUGAUUGUUCUUGAGUUUCUUUUGGCCCAGGUUUGGUGAGAACUAGUUUCAAACCAGUGGACGGAUGACGAUGACAAAGAGAGUGAUGCUGAGACGAAAACCAAGGAUUCAAUCGUGAGUCGGUGGUUGAGUGGAAAGUUGCCACAUCUGAGUUCAGGAGAGAUCCAGUGACGAGUUUGAGGGACAUGAGCUUUCGAGUGUUCAUGUUUGAGUACGGGAGUUAUGUUCCUAUAGUAGAGAGGGUUCAAUGCCGAGUGGGAGCAAAAUGAGGUUUUGAGGGAUGUACAUAGAGUGAAAAGCGACAACAUCUAGAUUUGUAGAAGUUGAGUGAGAACCCAGGUUGAAUGUGAAGGGUGAGUCUCUAAAUAGAAAAGAAAUGCGAUGAUAUACGAUCACAAGUUCUUAUCAUCGUGGAAAUGUGAAAAUCCCAUUAGGUUUGUAGUACUAGCUAGUGUUGAACGUAGUCUCUGAAUGCAGAAGAACAUCCGACUGGAAAAUACAUCCAACUGUUCUUGAUAAAUGAGAGAGAGUCAUUUCAGGGAGCAGAGUGAGAUCUGUUGUUGAUAAAUGAGAGAGUCAUUUCAGGGAGCAGAGUGAGAUCUGUGAGCUCAAUUAUAUGCUCACCUUUUGUCUUAGAACUAGAAUAGAAAAGUAGAAGAUCUUAGAACAAUCAAAGAGAAAAAAUAAAAAAUAAUUAGAUAGUGUUAAUCAGAUGUUAGUUACUUUUUACGUUAAGACGGCUACGUAAAGGAAACGGUUACGUACAAAUAACCCUUUCGAGUUGGUGGCGAAUUCAAGAACCCACAACGAGGAGUAUCAUCUUGACGGAGUGCGACUUGGUGAUAAAACAACGAGAGGAACUGCGAUAUUCAUUAGCAUUGCUCGUUCUUGGAGUGCAAUUGAAUUGUGAGGUGGAGUAUUUGAGGAGGAACUAUGAAAAAUAAAGCCGCAAGCAGCAAGAUAAAGGAUCGCUGAGUUAUGAAUGUCGAAAGUGGUUGAUAUGGAUACGCGAAGGCGAGCAAGGGCCUUCGGAGGAGGCGCCUUCAAUGCAAGGAAACUCUGUGCUUCAAUGACGAUGGGAAGGAGGGUGAAGGCCAUAGUGGAUUUUCUAGCUUGUUUACAUGACUUACAAGUUGCAAGAACUCUACAGUAGCCACGACGAGAGUACGAGCAGCAGUUGCAGAUGAUGUGCUUUGGUACAAAGAAGGCUGCUGGAAGUUCUCGUUAAGAGUGGGUUUGUAUCGGCGGCGGCUAGUAUAGGAAGAAAUUGGUUUGGAAUUGCAAGGAGUUUCAAGAUGGGAUUGCCUCAAAUGUUGAGUGCCGAAGUGGCAAGGGAGAAUGUUGGAGCAGUCGCUGUGCAGCGUCUGUGCUCACUACCUGGGCCUCUGUUCUAUCGUACUACUGGCCACGGUAGUGACAGGGGUGUGAAUGUUAGAGACAGAGAUGGAAAUGCAUCCGGCUCCUGCCUUUGGUGGGGUUGAAAAGAUUCUGAAAUUGCGAGCAGCAAGGACUCUCUGCAGACAAAUUGCCCCUGCAGGUGGUAAGAUAUGGAUGAGGGUAUGCGAUAGUAUGCCAGGUGUCAUGCGCUGGGCUUCUUUUCGGAUUUUGCGGAUUUCGGGGAUUGGGUUAAAGUUGACCUGACAGGCUGGUGGCUGCGGGUGCUGGUGGGUUUUAGUGGAGUGCGUCGGAGGUGUGUGGGGCAGUCUUCUUUCUAUGUGUUGAUUACUCUCGUGGAGGGAGAAGAGAGAAGAGUUAGAGUAUGAUAGCUAGAGUUUAUUGGCAAUAGUAGAGGUAGCACGAGUGGCUUUUGUCUAAGUGGCUUUUGUCUAAGUGCAGUAUCAUGAGUGUUAGUGUUUUAUCCUUGUUCGCAUAGAACCCCAUCCAGACUCAAACGCAAAGGGGUGGGGAGUUUUAAGCUUACAAGAUUCAGCAGACUUUCCUAUGUUGACUUUGUAUGUUCGAAGGAGUACGACUGGAGUUGGUAGCAUGACCAUGUGUUCUUCAUGUACAUGCUACUUGGAAGUUGAGGAAUUGCCAAGAACCUUAUCUGCAAGACGGGAGAAACUUGCGUCAGUUCCACGAGUGUUAUCUUAUAUGGGGAAACUUGAGCUCUGAGUGGUUGAGUUUGAAAGGAGGAAAGAUCAUGAGGUUGGAUACAAAGGAGAUGCUUUAAUGCUUAAAAAAAAAAAAUACAUAACGUUUGAAGGGAAUUGCAUGGUGUGGAUAUCUCAGAGUUUUCGAACUUUUAGAAGUUCCAUGAUGGUUUAUUUGGGGCGACUGAGAGAUGACUGUUCUAAAAAAAGGAAGGUUAAAGGAGCUGGGAUGGAAGACCUGCACAUGGUGAGGUCAAGAUGAAACUGGAGGAGGAUGAUGUCGUUCAAAAGACUUGUGAAACAACAUCGCGCGGAGGAAGUAUUUGAGGGAUUUUCAAGGAAGAAAGCGACUUGUCUGUAGAUAAUAGUAGGUUAGUGGCUUGAGAACAUCAAACAGAAUUCCGUUGAUAGGAGACGUCGAGAAGCAAAUCAACAGCAGCAUGAAGACACAGAAUCAGAACGACCAAAGGGAAGGAGCGCUCGUCAGCUGCUAGUGAAGUGGUUACGUCAAAAACAGAGACGCUUGUGCGAAUUCUAGCCUACGUCUCAUUUUUCAAGAGCAAUCAAUUUGUAUCCUAUGUCAGGAAGUGUCACUGUUUCCUCGUCACGUAUUUAGGGCAAGUCCUCUACAAAGUAAGACAGCUGUGUAAAGAAACGUUUUCCAAUCUGUUGUUUCGUCUUGAUUCCUCGUCACCUUCACAUGGAGAAGAAGAGCACAGGAAGCGGAAGCCUUGUUUGCUCAAGAAUGAUGUUGUCGUAGAGCGGUUUGGAAGUGGUGGAUGGAAGGGUUUUACAUCCGUCGGAUAAGAUUGAAAAUUAUACAUAGGAGACCUGAGGUGGAUGGCGUUCGCGCGCAAUGCACUGGCAUGGAACGACAGACUAGCACGGUUCACAUAACAGUAGUCUAGGCUGGACAACUCCAUGGAUUUUGGAAGUUCUGAAGGGAUGCAGAUAAUCCAAGAUGGCAUUGGAUGUGGGGCGUAAUAAAGGGAACAGAGCAACCUGCGACUUUGAACCGAGCUGUGGUUGUUUUCUUCGUCAAGAUCUAGUUUUAGUGAUGGUUCUCUCGAUGGAAGCGACAAUCAAAGAUCAUGAGUUUCUUCUUCCACUUGUUUCCAAUGUUGUGGAUGAACACGUGCCAAUAUUAUUUCACCGGCAAAUCAGACCAGGCGAGGUCAAGUAUGGUCACAGGUCAUAUGAAGGUCCUUUCACUAUUGGACUCAGACGUAAGAUGGAGCACUUGGAACUUUGAAUCCCAGGUAUGGGGCCUCCUUCGUCUUGAAACCGUAUCACUAGGAGCUGAGACUUGGAGAAAUUUGGCGAUUCAAACUGAAUUUGGGUUUGAAAAUUCAAGAAAUUUGAAGACACUGGCACUGUUGCACAAUGUUUCCGUGGAAAGUCAGUAAAUGCAUCCUCAUGGACUCAAUUCAACGUCAGCCUUACAGGAGUUAUAUAAGAAAUGAACGACAAAGUUUGGGACUAGGGCUGUGGGAAGAACUUGUAAUCAUUCACAGUCACAAUCAAACCUCACUUUUUUAACAAAAGUGGAGAAACAACAGGAGCAGCCCCUUUGCAGUCCGAGUGGAUGUAAAAUGUAUUGCAGGCAUCUACCACGAUGGAGAAAAUUAAGAGUGAAUAUCUUGUGCCGGAUGUGCAGUAUGUCGUAUUGCUUCAGGGUUGCUCGAAGGCAGCAUUCUGAAAGCCCCGCGAGUCAGCCUCCCAUUCGACGCCAUGUCGAUGUCUGAUUAUGACUUUACUGCUGGUAUUUGGAUAAUUCAGUCAUCGUCUGUAGCAGACAGAUUCGUCCACUACCUGCAACGAUGACAUCGGCACCUGGUUUUCCAGCAUCAGAAGAUCGUGAAGCAGUGGAAACCCCUGCGUACGGAACCGAGAUCGCUGGAACAGUGGAUUUGUCAAGCUUCAAGCUGUCGUACAUCUCCCUCGCCAGCUGCAGCUCUGCUCCAAUUCUUAUCAGCGUAAUUUCUCAUAAGUCAAGUAGCGAGGAGGAUUGGAUCACCACAUCAACAUCAAGGAGGACAUGGACAUGGGUGGAUGAAACCAAAGGGGUCAGAUGGGGCUAGGCCUGAGCCCCAUCAUACGUCUAUGACAAAUGGUGAAGCGCAUGAAGCUUCAUGCACAGCUCCUGGCAUUCUUCCGAGCCUUUCGACUGUUCGAUGGACUCAAGAGGUUCUCUUCGCAUCAUCGAGUUGCACGGGCUUCCAGAUUCUCUAUAUCCCGGGGCAUAUUCUGGCAGUGGCAGCAGAUUCUCUCAUGCGCACAGGAAAGAUUUUGUACAUCAUCGAUUGCUCACUCCUCCAAUACCCAUGAAAUUUAGAAGGAUCCACAUUGCAUGGUCUUAUUUAUAUCCAGCCUUUUUGUUUGGGGAUGGGCUUUGAAGAAAUUUUGCGAUUAGCCAUUGACCAGGGUCAGAUAGAAGAGAUUUCAGACUUCAAGGAUUAAAAAAAAUAUUCAUAUGAGCUGUUUCACUUUCUAUACAAGUUAUUUACUCAGCAUUG